This is a messenger RNA of Nakaseomyces glabratus, 768 nucleotides long. It is a transcript of the gene SEC53, whose product is annotated as phosphomannomutase SEC53. The record is from RefSeq and is a predicted model, not a curated record. Gene Ontology annotation, biological process: mannose metabolic process; GDP-mannose biosynthetic process; protein N-linked glycosylation. Gene Ontology annotation, cellular component: cytosol. Lineage: Eukaryota; Fungi; Ascomycota; Saccharomycetes; Saccharomycetales; Saccharomycetaceae. Gene Ontology annotation, molecular function: phosphomannomutase activity.
AUGUCUACUCCACAAGAAUUUGCCUACAAGGAAAGACCAGAUGUCUUGGUUCUUUUCGAUGUCGAUGGUACUUUGACUCCAGCUAGAUUGACCGUCUCUGACAAAGUCAGAGAUACUUUGGUCAAGUUGAGAAAGAAGGUCUGCAUUGGUUUCGUUGGUGGUUCUGAUUUGAGCAAGCAAUUAGAACAAUUAGGUCCAAACGUUCUAAAUGAAUUCGACUACGCUUUCUCUGAAAACGGUUUGACUGCUUACAGAAUGGGUAAGCAAUUGGCUUCCCAAUCUUUCAUCAACUGGAUUGGUGAAGAAAAGUACAACAAGUUGGCUAAGUUCAUCUUGGGUUACUUGGCUAACAUUGACUUGCCAAAGAGAAGAGGUACUUUCCUAGAAUUCAGAAACGGUAUGAUCAACGUUUCCCCAAUUGGUAGAAACGCUUCUACUGAAGAAAGAAACGAAUUCGAAAGAUACGACAAGGAACACAACAUCAGAGCCAAGUUCGUCGAAGCUUUGAAGAAGGAAUUCCCAGACUACGGUUUGACUUACUCUAUCGGUGGUCAAAUCUCCUUCGAUGUUUUCCCAACCGGUUGGGACAAGACCUACUGUCUACAACACGUUGAGAAGGACGGUUUUAAGGAAAUCCACUUCUUCGGUGACAAGACUCAAGUUGGUGGUAACGAUUAUGAAAUCUUCGUUGACCCAAGAACUAUUGGUCACUCUGUUCAAACUCCAGAUGACACUGUCAAGAUUUUGAACGAAAUCUUCAACUUAUAA